CUCACACUUCCCCCUUCAAACCCCCCCUUCACGACCGCUAUCGCCGCCUGGCUCAGCAAAAUCAAUUGGACCCUUGCAGAUAGCUUCCUGUUUUUACGGAUAGUUGCCAAGCCGAGGGGGCAUAAUGUUUCGCCAUGACCCCGUCGGAGCUGCAUCUUCUCGGAAUCCCAAUUUCAUGCGUGAAUUUAAGCACCACAGGCUCCCUUGAUGGCUACUUUCUCCUCGAUUUCCUCUCUCAUAUCUGUCUCGGUCCCGUGCUAAACCAUUACAUUCUCUUUUUCUUCUGGUUGUUCGCUUCACAUACUUACUAUUACCGAGCCGGCCCUCGUCGUGAGCCUUUCGAUCUUUGCCUUUCCUUCAGGACAGUUUCUUUCGCCCGCAGUGCAGGCAAUUACAUUCUUUCAAAGGUUUUACGACAACACAACAUCUAGUCAUAAUGAAGUACUUCGCGACACUACCCCUGGCAGCGAGCCUUGCUGCUGCUCAGAUGUCUGUCAUGAGCCUGGCGCCCGCGCCGUCAUCAGGACCAAUGACACAUACCGUCAUCGUCGGAGGAAUGAAGCCCGUCGCGACCGGAAUGGCACCAGUAUUAGGAUACUCACCGGAGGCGAUUACCGCAAAUCAAGGCGACAUGGUCAAGUUCGUCUUCAUGCAAAAGAACCAUACCGCGACUCAAUCUACCUUCGCCGACCCUUGCAAAAAGAUGGAUGGGGGCAUGGACUCUGGCUUCAUGCCCAACCCUGAAGGAAAAGCUGGUGUUGAGUGGAACAUGACCGUCUCCACAACAGACCCAAUCUGGUUCUACUGCAGACAGCAGAAUGGCAUCCAUUGCGGGAAAGGUAUGGUCUUUUCUAUCAACGCGGCCACAAGCGGCGAUAAGACCAUGGCCGCCUUCAAGCAGCUCGCCAUUAACCAGAACGGAACCGCCCAACUUACCACGGCCGCCAUUGCACAAGUCGGAGCAACCGCCGCCGCUGGCGGUGCCAGUACCGUCACCGUUGUCGCCGGAGGAGGCCAAGCUGCCGCUACUGGCUCUGCGGCCGCCGCAACAGCAUCUGUCGCCGCAGGACAAGGUCUGACUGGCGAUGGGCAAGCGUGCUCAUGCCAGUGCUUGUGCGGAGUCAACUCAUUCCCGGCUGCGGCCGCGCAGAACAACUUCGGGGGUUUUGCCGGAAUGAUUCAAUAAGCUGGAAUAUUCGAGGAGGUGAAAUAGAUGAGGGUUUGGGGCACUGGUUCUCGGAAGAUAAUAAUAGCUUCCAUUCAAGAAGAUGAUUCAGUUCUAACGACGGGUUUCGUUUUGAUGCCUCCGGGGUGGCAUACCAGAACCCUGAUACCUUUUUUGCUAGCUUACUGGCGUUCGCAUUAUACCGUAAUCCACAUUUACGAUUGGGCGUAUGUGGUGUUGUUGUAAAACUAAGAUAGAAUCUUGAAUGAAGCUCUCCGUGAGAUCAACUUAUUCAAUUCUGAUGACUAUCCUGUGUUCAGUGUUUCUGAGAGAGUGCGCGCUGUUAGUGCUAUUACCAGUGGAUGAAGAGUUUGACCGCACUAGACAGCGUAAAUAUCACACCCGGCCAAGUCAUGAUUAUUGAUAGCGCGGAAUCGCAGGAAAUAUGCACCCAGAACCCAAAAAAACCCCUUUCUACGUCCAGAAAAC
Molecule: messenger RNA, 1654 nt
Organism: Lindgomyces ingoldianus
Lineage: Eukaryota; Fungi; Ascomycota; Dothideomycetes; Pleosporales; Lindgomycetaceae
Exons: 3
Coding region: 437-1186 (249 amino acids)
Source: RefSeq, a predicted model, not a curated record